CAACUGGCACCAGCCCUUUUUGGCCCUCGUUAUGGCCAAAACACUUAGUGACCACCUUCUGAACACCUUGGAAGAGCUGGUGCCCUAUGACUUUGAGAAGUUCAAGUUCAAGCUGCAAAACACCAACCUGGAAAAGGAUCACUCCCGGAUACCCCGAGGCCAUCUCCAGAUGGCCAGGCCAGUGAGGUUAGCCACCCUGUUGAUCUCCCACUAUGGGGAGGAGUACGCUGUGCGGCUGACGCUACAGAUCCUGCGGGGCAUCAACCAGCGUUCCCUGGCACAGGAGCUCCACAAGGUCACCAGCCAGGAAUAUUUGAUACCAGAAAGUAGCACUGACACACCAACAGGGUCCUCUUCUCGGGAGAACAAGUCCAAGAGCCUGAAAGAACCAGAUGGCCUUGAAGGUGAUGGGCAGCAUCGACAAAGUGGUGACGCGGCAUCCAGCCUACAGUCCAUCCAGCCUGAGGUGGGGAGAGCAACUCAGAAAAAGUGUCAGAGCAAACGGAAGGACCCAAAGGUCUCUGAGGAUUCACAGAGCAAGCUAUGGGGCAGGGGCCCAGUGCCAAUCUCGAAGAGAAGCCCAGUCCCCUCUCAGCUGGCAGGAGACAAAGAGAGAAGGGAGUGUGGCCAGCUCCGCAGGAAUGCCAGCUCUGCAGGAAGGCUCCAGGGGCUCUGCAAUGGGGCCUUGGGGAGGAAAGAAUCCAAAAAAUCUGAGUUGUACUUACCUUCAGGAAAGAAGCGACCCAAAAGUCUUGAAAUUUCCAUUUCAUCAGGAGAGGGAGUACACCCAAACCGAGAAAUGCUUCUGACUCAGGAGGAAACUCAACAAGAGAGAAAUGCACAUUCAGACUCAGCAGCCGCCCCCAAGGGGGCAGUCAGUAUGAAUGGAGAGGCUCCUCACACUCAACAGGGCUCCAGGAAUCCAGAUUAUCCCAUGGUCCUAGAGGAGACAGCAUUCAAGAACACACUUUCCAAUGCACUGUCAGCUGGAGAGAAGAAAUGCACAGCAUCCUGGGACGAAAAUGGAACUGGGGGACCAGAUAGCCCUGGUCCGCUGGUAAAGAUGACCCACGGUGUAUGUCACAAGUCCUCAAAUCCAGAAGCGCCUUCACCUUCAGGGAGGCCACAGGAGGAGCCCACAGGUUACCUCUGCCACAACCAAGAUGAAGACCUGCAUGGUGACAUGUGUGUACUCAGCUCCUGCAGCUUCCCCAAGGUUCCUGAGGAUCUCAAGGCCACAGGAAGUCAUUCAUCCAGCUUCCCUCAGUGCCAGGCCUCACUCACAAAGAAGGGCUCUGGAGAACUGAGCCCCCAGCCCCUACCACACUGCCAGCACCACAAGCAGGUACAGCUGCUUUUCUGUGAAGAUCACAGGGAGGCCAUUUGUCUCAUCUGCAGGCUGAGUCAGGAGCACAGAGGCCACUGGGUGCGCCCCAUUCAGGAAGCUGCCUCAGAAUACAGGGAGCAAAUUCAGAAGCAGCUAAAGCAUCUGAAAGAACUGAGGCAAUCUGGGGAGGAGCAAAGACUGCAAGGGGAUAAGAAGAAUGGAAACCUCCUGAAACAAACUGAAACCCAGAAACAGAAAGUCCGGUGCCAUCUGGAGAAGCUGUCAUGCUUUCUGGAGCAACAGGAGCAACUCUUUGUGGCCUGGCUAGACAAGCUGCACCAAACCAUUAGCAGGGCCUGGGAGACCUAUGACACCCGGAUGUCCCAGGACAUUCACAGCAUUGAUGAGCUGAUUAGAGAACUAGAGGCCAGAAAAGACCAAUCAGAAUGGGAGCUCAUGCAGGACAUUGGAGUUACCUUGCAGAGGGCGAGGAAGAUGACAAUCCCUGAGCCAUGGACCACACCUGAAGACAUGAAAGAAAAGAUCCACUUGCUCCACAAGAAAUCAGAGUUUGUGUGGAAGAGCAUCCAAUGCUUCUCUGAAGCAAUACGUUCUGAAAUGGAAACAUUCAAUGUUCCAGAAUUGACUGAUGCUCAGGCACAUGCUGCUAGUAUCUUCCUGGAUCCAGCCACUGCUCACCCUAACCUCAUCUUCUCUGAUAAUAUGAAGAGUGUGAGACUUGGGAACAAGUGGGACCGGCUGCCUGAUAGCCCAGAGAGAUUUGACAGCUGCAUCAUCACUCUGGGCUCUCCUAGCUUCUUCUCUGGCCGCCAUUACUGGGAGGUAGAGGUUGGAAACAAGACAGCGUGGGUCUUGGGAGUGUGCAGAACAUCCACAAACAGGAAGGGGAGCAUGACUCUAUCACCAGAGAAUGGCUACUGGGUGGUGAUGAUGAUGAAGCGAAAUGAAUACCAAGCAUCCACCAUUCCUCCAACCCGACUGCACAUAAGAGAGCCCCCCAAGAGGGUUGGCAUCUUCCUAGACUACCCAGCUAGAGACAUUUCUUUUUAUAAUGUGACAGCCAGAUCCCACAUCUAUACUUUCACUGGUUUCUCUUCCUCUUGGCCCCUUCAACCUAUCUUCAGCCCUGGGACACAUGACGGAGGGAAGAACAUGGGUCCUCUGACCAUCUGCCCAGUGGGUCACCAAAGGCCUCACUGAAUGCUCAGUAUUGCACCUUUGUGUUUGUAUUCAAAAGUCACUAACUGCAUACCUACUAGGUUCAAUCUGUGCACCAGUGGCUUACAACUGUAAUCUUAGCUACUUAGCUGAGAACUGAAG
Messenger RNA from Perognathus longimembris pacificus (Pacific pocket mouse), 2668 nucleotides. It is a transcript of the gene Mefv, whose product is annotated as MEFV innate immuity regulator, pyrin. The transcript has 10 exons. The coding region runs from base 32 to 2548 and encodes 838 amino acids. NCBI's taxonomy places the organism in Eukaryota, Metazoa, Chordata, Mammalia, Rodentia, Heteromyidae. Gene Ontology annotation, molecular function: zinc ion binding; protein binding. The record is from RefSeq and is a predicted model, not a curated record.